Cornus florida is the source of this 3334-nucleotide messenger RNA. RefSeq names its product exocyst complex component SEC10b-like. Bases 190 to 2442 code for a protein of 750 amino acids. The record is from RefSeq and is a predicted model, not a curated record. Gene Ontology annotation, biological process: exocytosis; Golgi to plasma membrane transport. Gene Ontology annotation, cellular component: cytoplasm; exocyst. The transcript has 20 exons. Lineage: Eukaryota; Viridiplantae; Streptophyta; Magnoliopsida; Cornales; Cornaceae.
AUGCCUUCCCUUCUCUUCCCUUUCCUCCCAAACCAAACACAAGGGUAACAAACAUUGCCAAAUGAUUUUAAAGGCCAUUCCUUCUCGACUCCCUAAAAUCUCCAACAAAUGCCCACGAAUCAUUUUGUGGCUAAGAUUUAGUGUUACUUCAUAGUCCAGUCCAUACCAAGAGCCAGAUCAACAUGUAUUAUGUACUCUCUACACCCAAAACAAGUGGCUGUUGCACAUAUUUCAGACCAUAUUACCGGCUUAAUUCCCGGCCUGUGUGUCAGCUCCCGGCGACGGCACAUCACCAAACCCGCCGGAAUUUAUGUCUGUCCUCCCAAACAGUUUAGGAAUGGAAACUUAGUGAUUAAAACUGACCAAAAAUUCAAGUGGGUCGUUAAACUUAGCUUAGUAGACCAAAGCCCGCCAAAAUCAACAAUCGAUGCGAAACGCCUGGUGGACUUCUUGUACGAGGACCUACCACACCUCUUUGAUGAUCAAGGGAUCGAUCGGACGGCGUACGAUGAACGCGUCAAGUUUCGGGACCCAAUCACGAAGCAUGACAGUAUAAGUGGGUAUCUCUUCAACAUAGCCCUCUUAAAGACUCUCUUCACGCCUGAUUUCCAGUUGCACUGGGUCAAACAGACAGGACCUUAUGAAAUGACUACAAGGUGGACUAUGGUAAUGAGGUUCAUCAUUCUGCCAUGGAAACCAGAAUUGGUUUUCACAGGAACUUCUGUUAUGGGCAUCAACCCAGAGACAGAGAAGUUCUGCAGCCAUGUGGACUAUUGGGAUUCUAUAGAGAAAAAUGACUACUUUUCUCUAGAAGGUUUAUGGGAUGUAAUAAAGCAGCUGCGGGUUUACAAGACUCCAGAACUGGAAUCACCCAAAUAUCAGAUACUGAAAAGGACUGCAAAAUAUGAGGUAAGAAAGUACACCCCAUUCAUAGUUGUAGAAGCAGAUGGUGAUAAGCUGUCUGGGUCAACCGGCAUUAAUGCUGUUACAGGGUAUAUUUUUGGGAAGAAUUCCACAAUGGAGAAGACACCCAUGACUACUCCUGUCUUCACUCAAGUAAUUGAUUCUGAAAUGUCCAAAGUGUCUAUUCAAAUAGUUCUUCCAUCUGAGAAAGAUAUGAGCAGCUUACCAGAUCCCAAUCAAGAAUCAAUUAGCUUGAGGAAAGUGGAAGGAGGCAUUGCUGCAGUUUCAAAGUUCAGCGGAAAACCUACAGAGGAUAUUGUUUGUGAAAAGGAAAAAGCACUUCGUUCCAGUCUUAUUAGAGAUGGUCUUAGACCUAAAAAUGGUUGCUUGCUUGCUCGCUACAACGAUCCUGGUCGAACAUGGAGCUUUAUAAUGUUUAAUAGGGGAACAAGUGCUAUGCAACAUUAUGUGGCAACACGUCCAAUGUUUAUUGACAUGGAGGUCAUGAAUGCAGACACUAGAUUGGUUCUUGGUGACCAGGGUACAUUACCUAGUCCUAGCAAUGUUGCACAUGGGCUUUCUUCAUUGUACAAAGAAAUCACAGACACUGUUCGUAAAGAAGCAGCCACAAUAAUGGCUGUAUUCCCUUUUGCAAAUGAUGUUAUGUCAAUUUUGGUUCAGCGAGUUUUGGAGCAGCGAGCUACUACACUUCUUGACAAACUGUUGCAGAAACCAUCUCUUGUUAAUCCACCUCCUAUGGAAGAAGGCGGACUUCUGUUAUAUCUUAGAGUGCUAGCAGUGGCAUAUGAGAAAAUGCAGGAACUUGCUAGAGACCUACACGCUGUGGGGUGUGGUGACUUGGAGGUUGAAGGCCUAACAGAGUUUUUGUUUCUUGCUCACGAAGAUCAAUAUAUUGAGCAUGAGCAGGCCUCUCUGAGACAACUCUAUAAAGCAAAGAUGGAGGAACUGCGUGCUGAAAACCCGCAAUCAUCCGAGUCAACUGGGUCAAUUGGACGCUCAAAGGGAGCUUCAUUAGCAUCUUCCCAUCAACAGAUAUCUGUUACCGUGGUGACAGAGUUUGUGCGGUGGAAUGAAGAAGCAAUUACCAGAUGCACUUUGUUGUCAUCUCAGCCUGCUACCCUUGCAGCCAACGUAAAAGCUGUAUUCACUUGCCUGCUUGACCAAGUUGGUCAAUACAUAACAGGACUCCAGCGAGCUAGAGACAGCCUGACUGAAGCUGCAGCUUUGAGGGAAAGGUUUGUGCUGGGCACAAAACUUAGUAGGAGGGUGGCUGCUGCAGCUGCAGCUGCUUCUGCUGCAGAAGCUGCUGCUGCUGCUGCUGGUGAAAGCGGUUUUAGAUCAUUUAUGGUGGCUGUACAAUGUUGUGGAAGCAGUGUGGCUAUUGUUCAGCAAUAUUUUGCAAAUUCUAUAUCUCGGCUUUUACUACCUGUUGAUGGUGCACAUGCUGCUUCCUGUGAAGAAAACAGCUAUGUCCAGUGCAGAGGGUGCUGCUCACAAAGGGCUUCAACAAUGCAUUGAAACUGUUUUGCUGAGGUAGAGCGAUUGCUGUCAGCUGAACAGAAGGUAACAGAUUAUCGGUCACCUGAUGAUGGUAUUGCUCCUGAUCAUCGCCCAACAAAUGCUUGUACAAGGUAUAUCUGAGUAUACAAAGUCUGAACUUGUACUUGAAUUAUCAAUUUGUGAGUGUUCUAUUCCAAAACUGCAUGGAUGCGUAGUCAACCCGUGAUGUUUCACGGACCAUCUGAUGUGAAUCAGUAUUAUUCUUAUGGCAUUUGAAUUGUAACUACUACUUUUUUCAUAACACUGACAAGAUGCAGUCAUUUCUUCGUUUCCAGGACCUUACGUUUUUUUACCUCUCAUCAGUUUUCUGGUUGGCUUAUUACUCCACUCUUCAUGGCAGAUCUGCCCCUUAUUUGAUAUGUUGUUUCCAUUACCAAUUAACCUCUCUCUUCGCUUGGCCAGAGUUGUAGCAUACCUAUCUCGUGUGCUUGAAUCGGCAUUCACUGCACUAGAAGGUCUUAACAAGCAAGCUUUCCUUGCUGAAUUGUGGAGGGCUGAGGCUGAAGCGUGACAUAACCGAGUAUGGUGAAUUUGUGCUUCGUUUUAAUGCUCCUUCUGUGGAUGAGAAAUUUGAAUUGUUGGGCAUCAUGGCCAAUGUCUUUAUCGUUGGUCCUGAAAGUCCCUCCACCCUAUUUGAGGGUACCCCAAGUAUUCGGAAAGAUGCAGAGAGGUAAAUGUAAUAUUGGCGAUUUUUUAUAUAUUAAAACCCAAAAUGAGUAGCACUGACUGCAGAAUUUUUGUAGAACAUAAUGACUUCAUUUCUAUGGCACGGUUUUUCCACUAAAUAAAAUGCAUUAAAGAAAAUCUCAUGCUAUUACUUAUAUCAACUGUUUAUUUGUGAACAAUACAA